AUGGGCGUUUUGAGUUACGACAGGAAAGCUGAGCUCACAGAGUUCGACGAAACCAAAACCGGCGUGAAAGGACUUGUAGAUGCCGGAGUUACGGAGGUCCCUCGGAUAUUCCGUCUACCUUCACCUGAAAACCUAAACUCUGACGAAGAGCUUACUCUUCCAACCAUCGACCUCAAAGGAAUCCAUGAAGAUCCUAUUCGGAGAAAGCAGGCGAUGGAAGAAGUGAAGGAUGCGUUGGGGAGUUGGGGGUUCUUUCAGAUGGUGAAUCAUGGUAUUCCGGUUGACGUGUUGGAGGAGAUGAAACAAGGAGUUUUACGUUUUUUUGAUCAGGAUAGUGAGGUGAGGAAGCAGUGGUACACAAGGGAUCGAUCUGCGAAUAGGGUGGUGUAUAACAGCAACUUUGACUUGUAUUCUGCUCCGGUGACUAACUGGCGAGACUCUUUCUUGUGCACCAUGUAUCCUAAUCCUCCUCAACCAGAAGAGUUGCCACCACCUUGCAGAGAUAUUUUGUUGGAGUACUCGAGGCAAGUAAUGAAACUCGGAUGCUCUAUAUUGGAGUUGAUGUCUGAGUCUUUGGGGCUCGCCUCCAAUCACUUUUUCGAUAUGGGAUGUGCGGAAGAGAUUCAAGUUACCGGCCAUUACUAUCCUCCUUGCCCACAACCUGAGUUAACAAUGGGCACCACUGAACACAGCGAUGCGGGUUUCAUUACGAUUCUUCAACAAGAUCUUAUUGGUGGCCUCAAGGUCUUUUAUCAGAACCAAUGGACCCAUGUUACUCCUAUACAGGGAGCUCUUGUAGUCAACGCUGGAGAUCUAUUACAGCUAGUAACAAACGACAAGUUUGUGAGUGCACGCCACAAAGUGAUGGCAAACAAGGUUGGUCCUCGAAUAUCGGUGGCAUCAUUUUUUUUGGCAAACCUGAAGACAAUGAGGGUGUUGGAACCUAUCAAGGAGUUGCUUUCGGAAGAUGAGCCAGCCAAGUAUAGAAGUACGACAGCAAAGGAUUUUAUGGAUUAUUUCUAUUCAAAAGGACUCGAUAAGACUCCUGCUCUUUUGCAUUUCAAGAAGUAG
Lactuca saligna is the source of this 1071-nucleotide messenger RNA. The record is from the annotation of a GenBank genome assembly. NCBI's taxonomy places the organism in Eukaryota, Viridiplantae, Streptophyta, Magnoliopsida, Asterales, Asteraceae.